UAGUCAUUAUGGUAUUUUAUUGAUAGGGAAGCGGAUCGUGAGCAGGGAGUAAAAUAACUUUAUCUUGAUAAAAGAUACCUUAGCGCGUUUGCACAUCUGCCGAGUGGAAUUUCUUCAUUACAUUUAUUAUAUUACCGGCAAAAGGAGAUUUUUAGAAGAUCAAGCUGCAGUACUAAACCUUACUUGUACGUAGCACUUUUACACUCUGACCCUGACAGCCGCCAAUGAAUCUCAUAGUAAUAUUAGCUAACUAGCUGCACAUUUUAUAUUGAGCAUUAAUAUCUGCAAUUAGAGUGAGCUAUCCCAAUACAGUGCGAGUCAGAUCGAUACGAAACAGUUAUUUCGCAUAGCUCUAAUUAUAAAUAAGGGAUUAAAUCUAUAGAACAGUUGCUGCUCGUUUGGAAGUCUCAGUGCUUUUCGUGAGGGGGUGUAAAUAACCUAGACCGAUAGCACUAGAUCUAUAACCGCUUAGUUUACAUGGUAAUAUAUUACUAACUUUAAAGCGUCCAGCAGUAUUUUGCCAGGACUGUAUUAUUAGUAUAGUAAUCAUUAAUAUUGCGUUAGUGUAGUUUUAUAUGUAAAAGUAGUUGAUCGUUGUUUUUGGGUAGUUAGAAAAGUAUAUGAUUAAUGACAGUAUGCUACUUACUACAAGGUGUCUACUAAUCAUAUUUUUUCGUAAUUACUUUUUUUUCUCUUAGUCACGUUCUUGCAAAAAGGAGCAUACCUGACCCAAAUCUAUGUGAAGUUUACGGCUAUAAGGCUUAUUAUCGCCGACCUAGGAGUGAACCUGGGUCUUAACUGUUGGACAGCAACAAUAAACCGUGGACCACAGAUUAGGACAGUGGCAGAAUGUCGGAGUACAUACUCCACUUUCAAUCUCAGCUGACGGGCAUCAUGGAGACCGUCCUUAAAGGGGCCAUCCAUGAUAUCACUAAACUGGUUGAGGAUAGCUUCCUGGAGGAGCUGUUGCAGAGUAGGCUAGAGGUGAAGGCUCUGAUGGAGAGGCUGCAGACCUCCGAGAAGAAGUGGAGAGAGCGAGAGGAGCUUUUGAUGCUGAAGCACGCGGAUUACAGCAAAGCUGACGUUUUCAGAAAGAAAGCAGUUCCCAAAGUCGCGGAAACACAGUCUGAUGUUGAGGAGUGGUUUGACGUAAAAGACGGAAAGGUAAACCACAGCGUCUGCCCUUGGGGUGCCCUGGAUACAGCAUCUGCUGUCACGGCAGAAGUAACCGCAUGCAGACCAGCCAGGUGCCUGGAUGUGGCCCCGCAAACUCCCACACAUAUGGAUGCAGAUGGUUUUGAGUUCACUUGCAAAAAUGAGCAUGACAAAGAUACUAGUUGUGCGAACCAAGAAGGUUACAAGGCAUGUUUGGAUGGAGAUGAUCCCGCGUAUUUGACCUGCUUGUACAGUAGCUCCAGGGAAUCGGCCUGCACAGGAGUAGUGGACCAGAAUCUCUGUGCUGACGCAGAGCUCUCCCCUGUGCAAGGCACCACUGACAGUCAGAGACACAGGAGGACUCCAGCUGAAGCACAGGGGGCGGAGCCUGGCUUGGAGGCAGCCAACGAGAAAGACCCUCAGAGGUUCGAUCCAGCGGAAAACGACAAUGAACAGGGCGCAGGAAGGAUCGGCUGCCAGGGCUUUGAUUUUGUCGCGCGAGAAACCCUCAGUCGGCAGCAUGCCGCGUUUGCCCAGGGAGACCUGAGCGUAGCGACCGAAAGGCCAGGUUUACCUGCACUCGCAGAACAGGACUCGGAGUCUCAGUCAGCCCUGGAGCAUGCUAGUCAGCGUCUCUCCUCAUUAAGAGCUCCCGCCGAGAAACCGGACAGUGCCGAUUCGGUUACUGUUAAAGACGAAGUUGAAAUACAGUCCGUGUGGAGUGAAGAGGCCAGAAUAGCGGCGGCAGGACACUCGCAACACGACCAGAACAGAGAAAUCGGACAAAAGCUGCUGCAGAUUCGCUUCCCCUGCGUAGCGCCCGUGGGGAAUGCGACAUGGCUUCAGAAACUGUGCUCGGUAAAGGCCAAAAACGCAGCUGCGGCGCAUGCCGAGCUUCAGGACAGGGUGGAAAACCCCCAGACGGUCGAUAGUGGGAGAAGCAUGCCGGUAAACUCUGACUCCUCAAAAGACGUAGAGGGUAUCCCGUGCGAUACAGGGUUCCCAGGAAACACUGGUGUCCCCCAGCCCUCUUCAGCUGAAGAAAAAUCAUUCAGCUGUUUGCACUGUGGAAAGAGUUUCACUUUGCUAAGAAACCUCAAAGAUCACCAGCGGUACCACACCGGGAAGAAGUCCUACACUUGCACGCAGUGUGGGAAGGGUUUUGUUUAUAUGUGCCACCUGAAAGUGCAUCUGCAGAGCCAUACGGGAGAGAGGCCGUUCAGCUGCACGCAGUGUGGGAAGAGCUUCACGUACCUGUGCAAUUUAAAGUCGCACCAGAUAUAUCACACAGGAGAGAAACCCUUCAGCUGCUCUCAAUGCGGCAAGAGCUUCAGUCAGCUGAGUCAUCUGAAGAAGCACAGGUUGAUCCACUCUGGCGACCGGCCACACAGCUGCAAAGACUGCGGAAAACGCUUCUCGUCAAAUGGCGAAUUGCGAAGACAUCAGCAAAUUCAUGCCCGAUUUUUUACUCCUAAAACCAGGAAAUAUGCAGUAUUAGUCGGUGUAUUUUUUUUAGAUAGUUGUGCCCUGCCCGCAUCUCCUUGGGUCUCCAGCAUGUCGGACUCCGUGCUGAACAGGACCUUCAGCAGCCGCAUAUCGGCGGUGAUGGAGGCGCUGCUGGGAGCCGCGUCGCUGGAGAUAACGCGCAUCUUCGACAGCAGCGUCUCCGAGCUCCGGCUGGAAAUCGUCCGGAGUCGCACCGAAGUGGAGACCCUGAAACGCCGGCUGGAGGCGUCCGAGAAGCAGGCGCAGGAUAGGAGGACCAACCGGGCUCCGGACACCAGCGGUCCGGUUCGGUUUUCUAAUGCGGACCCAGAGACAUCGGUGCCGGAACAGGGAAGCGAGAUUAAGGGUGGAAGACCCCUAGGAGCUGAAGAUGCCCUCGCUCAGUUAGGGGACAGCGUGCAGGAUGCCCCCAAACAGCCCCAUAGGGUCAAAGAUGAGGUGACGAUUGGGGUGUCGGGCGUAUUCGAGCAAGCUGGUCCUGAGGUGGUCACCAUUAUCGUCAAAGAGGAGCUGGUGGAACCGGACAUGAAACCACAGCUGGUGGAACCGGACAUGAAACCACAGCUGGUGGAGAUCCGAAGACCAGGGAGGUCCAGUCUAGGGAUGCAGGGCUUCAAGCGUCCAGGGCCUGCAGAUGGUGCUGGACAGGAGAACAGCUGGUUUAGACCUCAGCCUGUCAGGGACCAGACUGCGUCGUCGUGUUUCUCAGCGCCACCGAGGCGGCCUGGUCCUCUCGGGACAGAUUACUGCUUGCAGGGAUUCAACGGCUUGGGACAUGAGAGGAGAACGGUGACCUGUAGCGCGAUGGUAGGGGGACAAGAGCCGGGCAGUUUGGUGGGGGAGGGGUCCCAGAACGUCUCCCGGACGCUUCGGACGGUCUGCAGGCAGCCGAGGUGCUCGGCACCGGAUGCCCUCCAGCCCCAUUCCGUUGCGACCCCAGUCCAGUUUCAGCCCCGCCUACCUCCUGGCCACAGGGUCCCGCGCGCGACCGGAUUGGCCGACGGCUCGGAGGUACAGCUGGUACCCUCACAGCAAAAGGCAGAGCCUCAGAGCAAGCGGAAGAGGCGGUCGGUACUCAGCACCACCACAGACAGACCGUACUCGUGCGCCCUCUGCAAUAAGGGCUUCAUUAGCCCCUCGCACCUGGACAUGCACAUUCGGGUGCACACGGGCGAGCGGCCCUUCAGCUGUGGCCAGUGUGGCAUGAGGUUUGCCCAGAAGGGUAACCUACGGGCUCACCAGCGGCAGGUGCACCAGGGCAAGAGGCCCUUUCCUUGCCCCGAAUGUGGCAAGCGAUUCACCAAGCGAGGCAACCUGAGGACACACCAGCAGCAGGUGCAUCUGGGCAAACGGCCCUACCCCUGCGCCCAUUGCAACAAGGCUUAUUUUUCCCAGAAGGACUUAAAGAUUCACGAGCAGGUCCACUCUGGAGAGUAGGCCAGCACCCCAUCUCCUCACUUCCUGUGAUGGUGCCGGAAAUGCGAGGAUGCCGCAUUAUCAGGUGGUUGAAGAUGGGGGGUAUUGGGGAUGGUGUGUGGCUCAGCGGGUUGGGAUGGUCUCAUGCUCGCAAGGUUGCAGGUUCAAAUCCCUGGGAUGGCAGAGUAAUUUCAGCCUGAGGACCUGCGCGACACCCUUCCACCCCAAUUAGGGGAUUCCCCCGUAUCUCCUCAGAAUGAAAGUGGGGGCCCAAGGUGACAUUGGGCCCCCGAUUGCGUGACCCUGCCUGCUCCAUUGUACGUCGCUUUGGAUGAAAGCGUCUAUUAGAUGUGAUGUAAAUGUAAAGACCUGUGCGCUGAGCGAAAGGCUGAAAUGGGAAAAGCGUUUGACUAUUAAUUUGUUCUAGUUUCUUUAGCUAAAACCCUACGUUUAUUUCCUCUUAGGAAUCUAAAUAGUACUUUUCUUGAAUAUAAGAGCUGAAUGUGUGUUUGCAGAGCCCCGCCCUGGAUAUCGGACUGCAGACUAAUGGAUUUAUUUUGCAUUACAUGCAGACGCUCUGGGUGCAGUUGCCUCACACGUUUGAAUGAUCGCUCGGCUUCUGAGUGCAGCCAAGGGCAUUUAUAGACUGAGGAAUCUGUAGCAUUUCUCUUAUAGUCUACAUUUUCAUUUUGACAUUUGAAAAUGUAUGUGCAGUAUCUCACAAAAGUGAGUACACCCCUCACGUUUUUGUAAAUAUGUUAUUAUAUCUUUUCAAGGGACAACGCAUUAUUAUUAUUAUUGUGUAGAGCGAUAAUUCUUUCUUUCAGAUCCUCAGAGAAUUCUUUGCCAUGAGGUGCCAUGUUAAACGUCUAGUGAGAAGUAUGAGAGUGUGAGAGCGAUAACACCAAAUUUAACACACCUGCUCCCCAAGGACACCUGAGACCUUGUAACACUAGCGAGUGACAUGACAACGGGAAGGGAAAAGGGCUAAUUGGGCACAAUUUGGGCAUUUUCAUUUAGGGGUGUACUCACUUUUGUUGCCAGCAGUUCAGACAUUAAUGGCUGUGUGUUGAGUUAUUUUGAGGGGACAUCAACUUUACACAAUUAUACAAGCUGUACACUGAUUUACUUUACAUUCUAUCAGAGUUUCAUAUCUUUAGCGUUGUCCCUUGAAAAGAUAUAAUAAAAUAUUUACAAAAAUGUGAGGGGUGUACUCACUUUUGUGAGAUACUGUAUAUUUUUCAGAAUUUUUUUUUGUAAAUCUCAAUUUGGGAUCCUCCACUAACCAAAGUAAAUGGAUUGAUUUGGUCGUGUCCACACUUUCCAUUAUGUGGUCUGGUUCCGUUUUCUGUCUUAUCUCUGGGUAGCAGAGGUUUGGGGAAGCUGUGGAACGUGUAUCUGUAACCAAAGGGAUCACAUUCACAAUGUAGAAGGCAACGUAAAUGCGACGAGCGGCGUGACGGUAAUUGACGCGUGACCCGCCGGUGCAAUUAUCCGAUCUGACAUCGACGGUCAGAAAGCUGGACUUUGGGUGAAAAGCUUGGUGGAGCAUCUGUGUAAUGAUGCACGAUCUUUUUAGGGCGACCUUACAGUCACUGUCACCUUAUCUGAUUGCGUAAGUGUAGAAUGGAAGAAACUGAUCAAAGAAAUCAAGCUGAUGUUUUCGUUUGCUGAGGAAGUACAUGUUUUUGACGAGUCAUUUAUGUGGAGUCUGUUCUUCACUGCAGGCGGUCUUUUACUGUCUUCGUAUUAUUUCACUGUGAGCAAGUGGUGCUGUUACAGUAAACUGCCAGUAGGGGGUGUCGUUAGCAUCAGCAGCAGCUGAAUUUAAUUUUGUCAUUCUUUUUACCUGUUAUAAUUUUCCAAAUGCAAUAUAUUUUAUGAGUUGAAUUUCUUGCAGAUUAAAGUGUGAAAUUCAGAUUCCAUUCCAGUCAGAUGUGACUAAAAAGUUUUAGUGUUAUUUGCCAAAGAACCUUUUGCAUGCAAGCAUCCAUCCAUCCAUCCAUCCAUCCAUCCGUCCAUCCGUCUUCUAACCUCUUAUUCUGCUCGGGGGUCAUUUCAGACCUUUUGUAAACAUGAGUUCCAGAGAAAAUUAUUUUUUUUAACCUCUGGGUUGAGAGAGCUUUUAUUGCCGUAUAAUGAGGUUCAGUGUGUGGUUCCUAGAAUUACAAAAGUAAAUAUUACCUCAGAAACAUUUACACAUUUACGCAAAAUGCAGAGUUAUAAAACGUGGAAUGUGCAGGAAUGCGUAUGCAUGUACGUCUGGCCGUAUAUACAGCAGCAGUAUGCUUUCAUGCUAAGGUGCAAUGGAUAGAUCAUAUCUUGUGCUUGGAGUCCAAAAGUACAGUGAGUAAUGUACAGUAUGAAAUGAAUAUUAACUGUGAGCUAAGUAUUUACAGUCCAUGAUGUAAUAAAUAAUGAUUAGUGCUGUGAGUGAA
Molecule: messenger RNA, 6515 nt
Organism: Brienomyrus brachyistius
Lineage: Eukaryota; Metazoa; Chordata; Actinopteri; Osteoglossiformes; Mormyridae
Exons: 8
Coding region: 850-4098 (1082 amino acids)
Biological process (GO): regulation of transcription by RNA polymerase II
Molecular function (GO): RNA polymerase II cis-regulatory region sequence-specific DNA binding; DNA-binding transcription factor activity
Source: RefSeq, a predicted model, not a curated record